Molecule: messenger RNA, 1065 nt
Organism: Radiomyces spectabilis
Lineage: Eukaryota; Fungi; Mucoromycota; Mucoromycetes; Mucorales; Radiomycetaceae
Exons: 4
Coding region: 207-842 (211 amino acids)
Source: RefSeq, a predicted model, not a curated record
GGAUAAUCAAGUGAAAGAAGGCAAGAUAUUCAUUGUGAAGCAAGAGAUAGUGAGCUUUCACAGGACAUAACCCAAUUUGAUUGCCAGUUUUGGAAAUCAAAAAAGAAGUCCACAGGCCCUUUUUUUUUCUUGUUCUUGCUGCUUCCUCCUUUUUUUUCCUUUUUCAAUCGUUCAAUACAUUGCGCCAUUUUUCAAACCACACCAGAAUGUCAACAGAAACUCUGGUUUCCGAAUUGAACCAGGCGUUGGACACGUUGACUCGUCUUCAUCGAGAGAUCGGCACACCUUACAAUCAAAUCAACGACGACAAGGUCGCGCUGUUUCAAGCGAUUUCCCAGCUCACCAACCAACACGUACACGAUCUCACCACCCAACGGGACACAUUACGCCAACAAAGGGACCAAGCCCUCCAUCAAAUGGCCAAACUGAAGCGACUCAUGGGUGAUUUUGUGCCCCACCCUAGCCCACCUGUUACUGAUCACAAGUCGUUAAACGACCAGUUGGCCGAUUUGAAAGCACAGGAAGUGGAACUGAAAAAGGGAUACGAUGAAAAACUGAACAAAGUGAAAACACUGCACGACAAACUGCGAAACUACGCAAUCCCUUUGGGAGGUUUUAUUGAUUCGGAAUUGCUAAAAGAAGAGAAAGAUAUUGAUGUGUCGCUACCGAAACUGACGGCCUUGGAAGCCCAAGUCAAACGAUGUGACGAAGAAUUUGUAAGUCGAUCCACUCACCGUCAAAAACGAUAUGCUCAUGCACUUUUUGAGUACAGCAUCAUCGUGUGCGUUACAUACAAUCAAAGAUCCAAGAAGUGGUGCAGCUAUGGACACUGCUUGAUGUAGAACCGCAAAACGAAGAAGACCGCAUCUUGCACCAACUGGCUUUCACGGAAACGACCGACAACAAAAACGAUUUGUAUCUGCAGAUUGUCAGUGAUGACGGCAUGCGAUAUGUGAGACAACGUAUACUGCAGCUUGAUGAAAUCAAACAACAACGUGAAUUCCGUAAAAACGAAAUUUCCCUGAAGCUCAUACCUCUUUGGCAACGUUUGAGCAUUGACCAACA